UUGAGCUGCUGCAAAUUGUGUGCAUGUGUCUCGUUGCGUUGUCGCCUGCCUCAACUUGAAAUAUGAGAUAGUGUAAGGGUUUCAUAAACUCUACCAAAGGCUAGUCUGAUGGUAAGAGACAGGCUGUGAGUAUAUAUGUUUGUUUGAAACGAAAGAAGGAAGCAGAUACCACGGGCCACAAGUCAUGCCCAUAUCGGUAUGAAGGAGCGCGUGUGUAUGUGUGUGAUCCUAUGGUGCAACCAUGGUAAGAGCAGCAUUGACUAAACUGCUCAUCCUCGUGAUCAUCAUCUUCAUCCUCUGCCUCCCAGAAUUCUUUACGGUAUACAGAGUAUCAAAAGUUAAAUUCCUCUGUCUGCCCUACCGAACCUGUGAACAAGAGAAUCAGGUGAAGAAAGGGGAAAAAGACGAGAUUGGAGAUGCUGAGGUUAGAAGAAAGGUUAUCUGCGACCCCUCUCAGACUCCAGGAGAUGAAAAAUGGGAGCAGGCCUGCACACAAGAGAGUCAAACCAACAUGACAAAUCCUCUGUCAGACUCCAGGAGAGGCAGUGAAGACCAACAGAUGACCUGGUUCAUGUGUGAGACAGAUAUGGACAUGACAGAAUUACACAGCAACAUGUCGUCUUCAGAUAUAAUGGUUUAUCUUGAGAUGUCAGUAGAAGUUCAACUCAAAGAUGUGGAGUCCCUUAAUUUCACCUUGUACGGACGCAGUAAUCACAGCUCCCUACACCUCUACCCACUUGAAGAGGAGGAGGAGGAGGAGGAAGAGGAGGAGAAGAAGAAGAAGAAGAAGAAGAAGAAGAAGGAUGAUGAAGGGCAGAGGGAGGCAUUCUACUGCUGUCUCCCUGUCCCACCCACCUCAGAGUCAGCCAGUCACGGUCGCUGUCUCCUUUGGCUCGCCAAUCAAACAGUUUUAACUGCAACAGCAAAGGAAAAGCUGCCAUGGAAUCGGACACAGACAGAUGAGUGGCGGUGUAUGUUCAGGGUGCUCUGGCUGGUUCUGCUGUGUGUGCUGCUGCUGACUAUAGUUACAAGUUUGCUCAGUCAAAUCGACUGGAAGAGAUGCUGCUGCAGAAAACCAAAGGUGUGCCCUCUUGCUUAUGACCUCACUGGACAGCAGUUGAAUGAUAAGGAAAAGUACACAGAAAUCAACGCUCCUAAAGGGAUGAUCCCUCACAUCUAUGGGUCCCGGGCUUGGUCCGGACUAUCACCCAUUCAAGAGGUAGACACUCCAGAUGACAUAGAAACUCUGAUGGAUGGAAAUGUCGACCUGUGCUAUACUGCAAAUUUGCAUCAUCGCAGCCAUCCAUCCGUAUCCUAGCAAGCCUGUUGACUUUAUGUACACUGAAUCAAAAUAGAGAUGACUGCAUCACCUUCCAGGAAAAAUAAAAACAUCUGA
Molecule: messenger RNA, 1396 nt
Organism: Scomber scombrus (Atlantic mackerel)
Lineage: Eukaryota; Metazoa; Chordata; Actinopteri; Scombriformes; Scombridae
Exons: 10
Coding region: 242-1318 (358 amino acids)
Source: RefSeq, a predicted model, not a curated record